Molecule: messenger RNA, 1479 nt
Organism: Dujonia railenensis
Lineage: Eukaryota; Fungi; Ascomycota; Pichiomycetes; Serinales; Debaryomycetaceae
Source: the annotation of a GenBank genome assembly
AUGCCCCAGCGAUUCGAUUGCGAUUGUAAAGAUUGCCUUAGGACCCUGAACCACUUCAUUCAGCUGGCUUUAUAUAAAUUACAGGCUACGGAGGAUACAAGAGAAAUGAUAUUAUCACUUAAGGCCAAAAUUGGCCUCGGUGUUUUACUUUCUUACACCUCUUUUGAAUUGUAUAUGCAAAUUCGAACACAGAGUGUAAUCACCAAGAGAAAGCAAGAGUUCAAGAAACUAAAAGAAUCUUCCCUUUCUGGGACAGCUUUGGAUGUGGAUUAUGUCAAAUUCAAGUCAGCAACAGUUGCAGGCAUGUUUGUGAAUCCAUUUGACGAGUAUAGACCACAGACUGCCUUCGAAUUCCUCUUGGUUCGUAUCUUGGAAGCCUUUGAAAGCAUCUACGCCAACCUGUUCGAGUUGCACAAUAAGAUCCCAGGCGAUGCUGGAGAAGGAGGUAAAGAUAUAGAAGAUGUUUUGAAGCUGCAUAAGCCGGACUUGGCAAUUUUGAGACAGAACUCAUUAAUCUUGCAGAAAUGCUUGGAGUUGAACGACUUUCGUCAGUUGAGCGAGCCAUCUACGUCGUCGUUCUUCCAACGGUUACCAAAGCUUCGUGACCAGUUGAUUUUCACGUGGUUGGGCCAAUCUUGUUCCUUAGUGCAAGUCAGCGGAAUAAAUAUCUUGACAGAUCCAAUUCUUAGUAAUCAUUUAAUAAGUCCUUCCAUUGGACCCAAGAGGUUGGUCCCCGCCCCUCUUACAUUGGAAGACAUAAAUUACGCAACCAAUAACAAAGUCGACUUUGUUUUUGUUUCUCACGAUCACCCAGAUCAUUUGGAAUUGGAUCUCGUCAAGAAAAUAGGCAAUAAGACUACGUGGAUUGUCCCUCUCGGACUCAAGAAGAAAUUGAAUAGAAAAGGUAUCUACAACGUCAUUGAAAUGGACUGGUGGGAUACGCUACCACUCAAUGAGUAUAUCAAGUCUAAUAGUGGUGUGCCAACGGCCCUAGCUGACAAGUAUGAAGUGGUGUGUCUUCCUGCUAUGCAUUGGUCAGGACGUUACAUCAUAGACUCCAACAAAUCGUUGUGGUGCUCCUUCGUUAUCAGACGUAAUGGAGAGUCCUUGGUGUACCAUGCGGGAGACACUGGGUACCUGAAAGAGUUGUUCCAAACUAUAGGUGAAAUAUUUGGACCCUUGAAACUUGCAUUGCUUCCAAUUGGUCAGUACUGCCCCUCGUGGCACCAGAAGCCUAGGCACAUUUCCCCAGAGGAAUCUAUAAAGAUCGCACAACACCUCAGACUGGAAAGUGUCAUGGGGGUACACUGGGGAACAUUUAAGAUCAGCAGUGAGCCGAUUUUGGAACCAAAAAUCUUGCUUGAAGAGAUAGCCAAAGACCAAGGCAAACCAGAGCAUUACUUAGCACCCAAAUUAGGGAUGACAUACUUGUAUGAUUUGAGUAACCAGAAGCCAGCAAAAGAAAGUAGUGUCAACUAG